Molecule: messenger RNA, 800 nt
Organism: Poecile atricapillus (Black-capped chickadee)
Lineage: Eukaryota; Metazoa; Chordata; Aves; Passeriformes; Paridae
Product: serine/threonine-protein kinase PAK 3-like
Exons: 4
Coding region: 16-465 (149 amino acids)
Biological process (GO): regulation of MAPK cascade; intracellular signal transduction; protein phosphorylation
Cellular component (GO): cytoplasm
Molecular function (GO): ATP binding; protein serine/threonine kinase activity
Source: RefSeq, a predicted model, not a curated record
AGCAUCCUUCUGGGAAUGGACGGCUCUGUCAAGCUGGCUGAUUUUGGCCUCUGCGCUCAGCUCAGCCCUGAGCAGGAGCAGUGCAGCUCCAUGGUGGGCACUGCUCACUGGAUGGCCCCAGAAGUUGUGACCAGUUCUCCUUACGGCCCCAAGGUGGACAUCUGGUCCUUUGGCAUUGUGACCAUCGAGAUGGUGGAAGGAGAACCUCCUUACUUCCAGCAAACGGGGGCCAUGGCUCGCGCUCUGAUCCGGCAGAACGGGACCCCGCAGCUGCAGGAGCCCAGGCGCCUGUCGGCUCUGCUGCGGGACUUCCUCGAGUGCAGCCUGGAGCCGGACGAGGAGCGGCGCUACUCUGCCCAGGAGCUGCUGCAGCACCCAUUUUUGUCAUCAGCCAAGCCUCUCUCCAGCCUGACCCCUCUGAUCACUGCAGCAAAGCAACUGAGGGAGCAGCAGAGGAGGACAUGAAGCACAGGAGGCCAGCUUUUCGUUAUAGUAGUUAGGAAAAGUAGUUAGUUAUGGUAGUUAGCACUGUGAGUUAGUUAGGGUAGUUAGGACAGCCUGUUUGUUAUGGCAGUUAUUUGAAUAAAAUCUCUGUUAAAGCUCAAGUCCCUUGAGGUGUCCUGUCCUUCUCCCGCUGUGACUCAGCUGCCCGGAGCACUGCGAGGGGAGAGCGGGCCCAGCCUCGCCCAGAGCUGAGCCCCAGCAGAGCCUGGCAGAGCCCAGAGCAGCCUCGGCAUCUGCAGAGUCAGCCUGGAAGGAGGCGCUUGGAGCCUUCUGGGCUGCAGCCGGCUCUUGCUUAC